This is a messenger RNA of Jaculus jaculus (lesser Egyptian jerboa), 2068 nucleotides long. It is a transcript of the gene Macrod1, whose product is annotated as mono-ADP ribosylhydrolase 1. The coding region runs from base 137 to 1195 and encodes 352 amino acids. Gene Ontology annotation, biological process: purine nucleoside metabolic process; peptidyl-glutamate ADP-deribosylation; DNA damage response. Gene Ontology annotation, molecular function: ADP-ribosylglutamate-[protein] hydrolase activity. NCBI's taxonomy places the organism in Eukaryota, Metazoa, Chordata, Mammalia, Rodentia, Dipodidae. Gene Ontology annotation, cellular component: nucleoplasm. The transcript has 11 exons. The record is from RefSeq and is a predicted model, not a curated record.
GCCGGCUCGACUUGGUGCCGGUCGCUGAGGGCUGGCACGCGCCGCCGGGUCCCGGAGUAAAUAAAGGAGAGUCUCCCCGAGCCGCGUAAAUAGAGUCGAAGUGGGCGGGGAGCCGCCCGACGCCGCCUGCUCGCCCAUGUCGCUGCCGAGCCAAGUGUCCGGCCGCCUGGCACAGCUGCGCGCGGCGGGCCGGCUUCUGGUCUCCCCGCGCUCCUGGCCCGGCCGGUCGGCGGGUGCCGCGCGGACCCGCAGCAGUGCUUGCGUGGCCCCGGCGGCGCUGACCGCGCAGGGUCCCCGCGCGUGGCCCCCUGCGGGAGUUGGGGCGUGGGGGGCGGCGGCGGCGGCAGUGGGGCGGAGAGCCGGGGUGCGCACCUGGGCCCCCCUGGCCAUGGCGGCGAAGGUGGACCUGAGCACCUCCACCGACUGGAAGGAGGCGAAAUCCUUUCUGAAGGGCCUGAGUGACAAGCAGAGGGAGGAACAUUACUUCUGCCGGGACUUCGUCCGUCUGAAGAAAAUCCCCACAUGGAAGGAGACAGCAAAAGGGGUGGCUGUGAAGGUGGAGGACCCCAAGUACAAGAAGGACAAGCAGCUGAAUGAGAAGAUCUCUCUGUUCCGUGGAGACAUCACCAAGCUGGAGGUGGACGCCAUCGUCAACGCUGCCAACAGCUCCCUGCUUGGAGGUGGAGGUGGGACGCAAGGAGCCCCACGGUUCACUCUCCCCUCUCCCGCAGUGGACGGCUGCAUCCAUCGUGCUGCUGGACCCCUGCUAACUGACGAGUGUCGGACUCUGCAGAACUGUGAGACCGGCAAAGCCAAGAUCACCUGCGGCUAUCGGCUGCCAGCCAAGUACGUCAUCCACACGGUGGGGCCCAUCGCUGUCGGGAAGCCCAGUGCCAGCCAGGAAGCUGAGCUGCGCAGCUGCUACCUGAGCAGCCUCGACCUGCUGCUGGAGCACCGGCUCCGCUCCGUGGCGUUCCCUUGCAUCUCCACCGGUGUGUUUGGCUACCCCAGUGAGGCGGCGGCGGAAGUAGUGCUGGCCGCGCUGCGGGAGUGGCUGGAGCAGCACAAGGACAAGGUUGAUCGGCUCAUCAUCUGUGUGUUCCUUGAGAAAGAUGAGAACAUCUACCAGCAACGGCUGCCCUAUUACUUCCCAGUGGACCAGCCUGAGCCUGAGGGACCUCGCUCCCAGCUCUGAUGUCUCCGAGGCCUGCAGCUUUUCUCAGCCUGACCACUGGAUGAGGACACUCAUGGCUCAGAGACACUGAAGGACCUGCCAAGAAGACAGCUGCUGAGUGGCAAUCUGGUCUCAGUCCAGAGCCUGAACACCUCAAGAACUAACAAUGAGGUGUUCCCCCAACACCCUACACCAUCUCAGAGACUAGACUAGCAAGAAGCAGUCUGAAGCAGGCAACCUCCUGGCCCUCUGGCCAGACGCCCACCUUGAUUUUCUGUUGGUAGAUGUUGUCAUCCUCAGCAUACUCUUUGUAUAGGACUGAGAGCUCCAGCCUCUCUGACACCAGCGGGUUCUGCACAGCAAUCUGCAAGAGGCAGGAAUCCAUUGUGCUCAGGCAGGGAGAUGGAGUAACUCAUGUCUAACACCUACAAAAGGGGUGCUAAGCUAGUCAGCCAGUGGCAUACUAACCCCCUCCUCCCAUAAAGGCUUUGGGUACUAGUACAAACUGGGGAGAAAAUGACUUUCAAAGUAGAAACAAAAGGCCUUAAGCCCUAGCUAUGUAUCCCACUAUACUUUCUUCAGCCCCUUCCUUACCUCUUGCUGAAUUCGGUCCUGCUGAGCCAUAAUGGCUUCAUCAUAGGCCAGACAGUUAACACCUAUAAAAAGGAAAAAAGUGCCAAGAGUUACUGUGAGACCUACUGCAGAUAGCUGAGGCAGGAGAGCAGGCUGGGAAUCUAGAAGUUUGUCUCUUACACCCUGCUCCACCCCACUAUGUAAUCUUGGCAGCAUUUCUCAUUUGGGUUUACAUUUCAUCUUUAAAAUGAGAGAUUGAGGCACAAGGUGACGCAUGCAUCUGUAGUUCAUUUGCACUGGCUGGAGGCCCUGGUGCACCCA